Messenger RNA from Cinclus cinclus, 2870 nucleotides. It is a transcript of the gene CEP97, whose product is annotated as centrosomal protein 97. The record is from RefSeq and is a predicted model, not a curated record. Bases 27 to 2630 code for a protein of 867 amino acids. The transcript has 11 exons. Gene Ontology annotation, molecular function: protein binding. NCBI's taxonomy places the organism in Eukaryota, Metazoa, Chordata, Aves, Passeriformes, Cinclidae.
CCUGGUGGUGUUGUCAAGCGCGGGGCAUGGCGGCAGCCGGUGCUGCGGCCAGGGCGGGGGAUGAGGCGGCCGGAGCGGGCUUGGUAAUCAACUGCUCAGGUCAAGGAUUGCAAAAACUGGGUCCAACCUUGCCCUGUGAUUCGGAUACUCAGACUCUGAUUCUGGACAAAAAUCAGUUAAUUAAAUUGGAACACUUGGAGAAAUGCAGGAAUCUGAUGCAGCUCUCUGUAGCCAACAACCGUUUGGUGCGAAUGAUGGGUGUAGCAAAACUGACCAAGCUCCGAGUGCUCAAUUUGCCUCAUAAUAGUAUUGGGUACGUGGAAGGGCUGAAGGAUUUGGUGCACUUGGAAUGGCUGAAUUUGGCAGGGAAUAACCUUAAGAUCAUCGAACAGAUCAAUUCCUGUCUGUCUCUUCAGCAUCUCGAUCUGUCAGACAAUAACAUAGCUCAGUUAGGCGAUCUCUCCAAGCUUACCUCACUGAAGACUCUGUUGCUACAUGGAAAUAUUAUAACUUCACUUCGCACUGCCCCUGUUUGCCUACCUCAGAGUUUGACUGUUUUAUCUUUGGCAGAAAAUGAAAUCGGAGACUUAAAUGAGGUUUAUUUCCUGGCCCCUUUUUGCCAGUUGGAACAGCUGUCAAUUAUGAACAAUCCUUGUGUGAUGGCCACACCUUCUGUCCCUGGCUUUGACUACAGGCCUUAUAUUGUCAGCUGGUGUCUGAACCUUAAAGUUCUUGAUGGAUAUGUGAUUUCUCAGAAGGAAAGUUUGAAAGCAGAAUGGCUCUACAGUCAAGGGAAAGGAAGGUCCUAUCGACCUGGGCAGCAUGUUCAGCUAGUUCAGUACUUGGCUACUGUUUGUCCUCUUGUAUCUGCAUGUGGACUCCAGACUGAAGAGGAUGCCAAACUGGAAAAAAUACUGAGUAAGCAAAGACUCCACCAGAGGCAGUUGAUGCAUGAAAACCAAAAUGAGGAACCACCUGCAUCUGCUCCCAGCAAAACAGUGCCAGUUGCUCAUGAGCACAGUGGCCUGGCCCAGCCAUCACAGAUGGUUCUUGAAAAGGAACCUGUCAUCCAGAGGAAUUCUUGGGUUGGACCAAGUGCAAACAAUGAUCAUUCCUAUGCAGUAAAGAACACCUUUCAUGAAAGAAGCUUUCCCAAAGAGCCACACCUUGAAGAUGUACAGACAGAUGAAGACAAACUAAACAGCAGCCUUUUAUCCUCAGAGUCUACUUUCAUGCCAGUUGCUUCAGGAUUAUCUCCAGUGUCUCCUGCUUCAGACCUGAAGCUACAUGGAAUCAAUUUGGGCCUAGAAAAUGAUAACAAUAUAGUGAUUGAAUGUGUGAGAGAUGUUAAUAGUAGGGUAACAACUAACAACCAAGAAGCUUUGUCUGUUACAGGAGAACACCCUAAUAGAGCAGCAGGAAGUAUGGAAACACAAGAGAAUAUCAAAGAGAUUCUGCAGGUGCCUGCUCCUGAUCCAGUAACAGCUGGCCUGGCUGCAAAGACUGGCAGCUCUUUAGGGGCCUCUGAAGGCCAAGUUUUGCACAGUCAUCCCAGCAUCUUGUUGGGGGCUGAUUCGGGAGUAAAAAGUCUUUGUCCCAACCAGAUGGCAGAAGAAAGGUCUGCUCCACUGGCUGUGCAAGGUGCAGCACCAGCUGAUCAAGGAGCAUCUGGACUGCAAAGGAUGACUGAAGCAGCUACCAAGCUUCAAGCUUCCUGGAGAGGAUUUUACACGAGGAACCACCAUCCUCGAGCCAAGGAAGUGCGGAAUGAAAUUCGACUAAACAGAAUGCAGGAGCACAUCAUUUACUUAACAGCUGAAGUAGAAAAACUAAGAAAAGAAAGAGAGGAAGAUAAAAUGCAAAGACUUGUACAGGAAGAAGCUGUCAAAUUUCUUUGGAACCAGGUGAAAUCCCUUCAACAGUGGCAGCUUUCAGUGAUGCAGAAUUUAGGUGGUGCUGGGAUCCCUUCAGCCAGUACUUUAUGCUCAUCCAAACCACCUAUUCAGUCAUCCACAGUGGAGCAAGAAACCCCACCAGCCGUUAGUUCUGCUUUGUUAGUUCCAGCUAGUGAGGAUGAUAUUCAGGAAAAGUCAUUGUUGCAGUUCCCAGAUUCUGGCUUUCAUUCUUCUGCGGCCAAUCAGACUCAUGCUAGUGACCUAUGUAGCUCUGAAAAGAGCUUAGCUGAAGAAAAUGAGAAACCAUCAAAUGGAAGUUUUUCAAUGGAAACCAUCAAACCAUGUAACAAUUGUGUUUUAGCAUGUUCUUCCAAUGUAGAGGAUAGCCCUGGGGAGUGUGGGCAAAGUAGAGAGAGCUCUAGUAAUGAGCAGGACAAUGGACUGAUACAACAGUAUUUAAAAUCUGUUCAGCAGCUGGAAGAGGCUGAUGAAGACACAGAUUGCCAUGAGGAAAUGGAGGGCAGCUGUCUACAAAUUGCUGUGUCUGCAGAAAGCCAAGAUUCUUCCUCUGACACUGUCUCUGUAGAGCUCCCUCAAGACACAUCUUCCCCUGUCAGAGGUGAAAUCUGUCAGACACCACCAGAAAGCUACAAACUGAAUUCAGAAAUAGUAGAAGGGAAACAAAUGGACCAUGAUUCUUCAUUUCAGAUGCUGCAUGUUGGGAUAGCUGUAUAAUAGGAACAUUUCCACAAAGGACUAGGGAUUCCAUUUCAGUUUCUCUUACUUUUUCCUGUUUAUACAGAACUUUUAUUUUUUAAUGUGUGCUGUUUCAAAUUUUGACUCAUGUUAUGAAUUUAUGUUGUAAUUGCUGUUUUAUUGAUGUUGCUGAGGAUUGACACUAACUAUGCUAACCUGAAAUCAGCAAAGUUCUCAGUGACAAUCAUUAUGCACUUUAUUUUCAAACAUAAAACUGGU